Molecule: messenger RNA, 1583 nt
Organism: Stylophora pistillata
Lineage: Eukaryota; Metazoa; Cnidaria; Anthozoa; Scleractinia; Pocilloporidae
Source: RefSeq, a predicted model, not a curated record
AGUACGCAUUAAGUCUGGGAAUGCGGCGGCGUUGUCUUUAAAUGGAUGACACGGGGAUAUCCUCCUCCCAUGACCCAACCCGGUUUCAUUUGUUUUCUUCGUUUUAAAAGGCCGCAAACCUAUUGCCGGGAAGGUAAACAAGCCAAGCACUCCACACAGAAGAAUACUGUCUGGGCAACUCUGUGCUGGCCCAUACACCGCAAAAAUCUACCUGUGGAAUUCGAAAUUUACGAGAUUUAUUAAUCAGACGAGGAAAGAACGACAAAAAAUGCAAGAAUCAAUCGCUACAAUCCUUCUCCUUCCAAUACUGGGACAUGCAGUUCGUGUAAGCAACGAAUUUUGCAGACCACGUCCUACUUUAGUGCCCAUAGACAAUCCAGAAUUCAAAUUCUUCCCAUACUUUGUGAAGCUUCAGCAGUGUGGUGGAUCAUGUGACCAUAUUCAACCCACGGUAAAAUCAUGCAUUCCACUUGAGGACAACGAAGUGUCUGUCACGGUGCAAAUGGUGGGUACAAGUGAAAUGCGGGUUAUAAAAGUGAAAAAUCACACACGAUGUGGAUGUGAAUGCGUCCGUGGCCCGGAAAAUUGUGACUUUGAGUUGGAGGAAUGGAAACCAGACCUAUGUCAGUGCCAGUGUAGAAACAGAGACAGACCACCGGUUCCGUGUGAGGCAGGAAAGACUUGGAGUAAAGCUCAGUGUAGAUGUGUGUGCAAUAAGCAGCCUCAAUCUUGUGGUACGAAUAAGGUAUGGAGUAAAAAAGCUUGUGGAUGUGUUUGCAAAGAGAAAAAGUACAUAAAAUGUGCAAGGAAACAAAAGCUAGUGGACGAAGAGACUUGUAUGUGCACUACAAAAGUGAUGCACCCAGAAGCAGAAAAACUGUCAUCUCCCAAACCUCACCCAAAAAGUGGACUUAAGCAAGAGUUUUACAUCAUGAUAUUUAUAGGACAGUUUGUCUUGUUAUAUUCGGUUUUUGAAGCGAUCCUUUACCGUAAGAAAGCUGGUUUGAUAUAUCGGAUCACACGGAGCUGCUUAGCAAAAGGCGCUCAUUUAAACAGCAAGGAGUCAAGCGAAUACAUUUUCAGUGCAUCAACCAGCGAGACAGUAACAAACCUAUCAACUGAAACGGGGCGCCAUCAUGUAGAGGCCACCGUGAAAGGAGGCCAAGCUGUGGUGUAAACUGGAUGCCAGCAAACCUUUCAGUAUCUUGCGACGAAGUCCAUCUCUUUGCUUAAACUGAUAAGCAAGGAUACGUUAUAGCAUGGAAUGAUAUUUUAGGCCUAAGAUCAGUUUUAUCAAAUAUUUCAACGUCUUCAUUAUUUCGGAAAGUUAGGUUUGCGAGUUGGCUCCGAGAUUAAUGUCAAAAUAUAUAUAAUACUUAGGUAUGUGAGAUAGAGAGUAUAAAAUAUUUCCCUUGCAAUGUCUGACCUCCUUUAAAGGUGUAUUUAAUAUGUACCUAUUAAUAAACCUUUUUAAUUAUUUAUUUAUUCAUACAAUAUUUAAGUAUUAAUAUAUAGAAAAGAUGACAAAAAGGCGCAGACUCCUGAAGGUUGAUUAUUAAUUGUAAAUAAUAUUUAUUUUUAUU